AUGCAAGAACCUACGUGCGCAGAGACCGUGGACUCCUCGACAACAAGCCACUCUCGCGGCCACCAUCAGCGAGCACCCUCUCUAGUCCCGAGUGCCGGCGAAGGGCUCUUAAACGGUAGUCUCGCGCUCCCACCGCCGUCUACCUCUCUCUCCUCCUCGUCUGUGGUGGGAGACGAAGGGCGCGGCAGUCUGCUGGGGAGUACCAGCACGGACAGCCUCGUGGGGGGAUUCCUCCACUCACCCAUGGAGAACUGUGCCAACAUCAGUGGAAGCUCUUCCUCGUCCUUCCUCUUCAGCAGCCUUAUAACUCCCAGACGAAAACUGUCGAUGGAUCUCGACGAAAGUACACAGGAUGCCUCAGAUUCUGGCUACAGCAAAGGAGACAGUGUUUCAGUGAGCUCUGUGGAGUCUUGUCUCGACUUUACCUCUGCCCUGGAGGGAGUCUUCUCCAAACCCCACUCCUCCUCCAUCACCACUAGGACUCCACUUGGCAACAUCACCAAUGCUGCAGGCAGCAAGAGAGGAAGACAGAGAUACUCACAGAAAGCCAAAAGAAGCAUAUCUUUUCCAAACGAAGAUAAGAGCAAGAGAGUGCUCCCGUUACAUUUGGACAGUCCGUCCCCCUCUCCCCUCCCCUACUCCCCACUCUCCCACCACGACUCUGCCACCAACAGCUCUCGCAAGAACAGCCUCCAACUGAUCAACUCUCCUCUGGAACGAAUGACUCUCAUGUCUCCAGGAGUGUCUUCUUCUAGUGGCUCGGCAGAGCGGCCGCAGUCGGCCAGUCGCCGCGGACCUCGCCCAUUUAUCUUCCCGUCUUGCCACGCCCGGGAAAACAGCAUCGAGAGCGACGGCUACUCCGAGGAAGUAUUUGACGGAGAGGAGUCCUCUGCCGAAACCGGCUCUCUUCCCAGUAGACUCACUGCUCUUAUGAGUGCUCCUUUCACCUCCAGUGCCUCAGAUAAAGACGCUCACUUCUGCCUGCGCAAGCCCCCGGUCCACUCAACCCCAAACGUCCUGCCUGCUAGAUCAAACACGGCGGCUCCCGUGUCGGGAAGGUUUACGAUCGUGCGAGCCGACAGCUGUACUUUACCCACGAGGAGAGGAUCACUGAAGAGAGCCAGCCCCUGCCCCGAGGCCUCAGACCAGCCGAGGAAGAAGAAACCUCCUCUGCCGGUGCUGGACUCCAAGUCACAGGACGGCAUCCCUAACCACUGCUCUCCUCUCAAGGGUGUUCAGCUGCUGAGGUCCCAAUCGUGUUCCCUCGGUGCUACUGGGGACCACGUUGGCAUGUACCCUCUGUCUCCAGGAAGUGAUAAUGGAGAAAUGAUUGGAGAUCACUCUAAGACGUAUACACUGCCGCUGUGCAAGAAGGCUUCAGUCGCUGAUCUAAAGUGCAUCAGCCCAAAGACUUUGGCAGAGCUGGUGAGGGGUGACGGGGAGAGUGCAGAUCUGGUGGACGAGUACUUCAUCCUGGACUGCCGGUACCCCUACGAGUACGAGGGAGGUCACAUUCCAGGAGCUCUGAACAUCUGGAGCAGAGACUCUCUCUUGGAGCAGUUCUUCUCGAGCCCCAAGUACACGUCGAGCUCCCGACGGAGGAUCAUCAUAUUUCCACUGCGAGUUUUCCAGCCAGAGAGCCCCCAACAUGUAUGCCUCUCUCUCUCUCUCUCUCGUUCAUUUUCAUGCCUCCACCUGUCACCAAUUCUAUCUUGCUUCAGGUCACGUUUUAUGAGAGAGCUUGACAGAAAGAAGAACGGCAUGGCGUUCCCAAAGCUCUACUAUCCAGAACUUUACCUUCUCGACGGAGGCUACAAGGCCUUCUACGAACAAUUUCCGGAAUUCUGUGAGCCCAACUGCUAUGUGAAGAUGCUGGAUGAAAACCACAAGGAGGAGCUGAGGCAUUUCAAGCAGCGCUCCAAGUCUUGGACCGGUGGGGACGCCGCCACCUGCAAGAGGAGAUGCAGCAAGUUGAGACCUCGACGGAGCACCAUUGGCAAUGGCCACACCCACCCAGCUCCACCCCCUCCAAUCAAAUCCUAACUCCGACAUAAUACAAUGCGCAUCUUGUUUGUUUGUUUGUUUAUCAUUGUUGUUUUUUCACCAUUGUUUGGAUGAGAGAAAUGUUUUGUUUGUAUGUUGUAUGAUAUAAUAAUAGGUACGAUUUGGACACCAGUUGGAAAUCUUUGUUGUUCCAUUGAUUUGACAUAUUUUGUCAAUGUAUCACCAUUUUGCUUCUUUGUCAAAUGACUUUUUAUUUUUGUUUUGCAAUCACUACUGACUUCUUGUGCUAUUAUAAUAAUAAUGUUAUGACCAUAUUAGACUAAUGGUGUCUGCUGGUUUAAAAAACGAG
This is a messenger RNA of Geodia barretti, 2353 nucleotides long. The record is from the annotation of a GenBank genome assembly. Lineage: Eukaryota; Metazoa; Porifera; Demospongiae; Tetractinellida; Geodiidae.